Molecule: messenger RNA, 3839 nt
Organism: Capsicum annuum
Lineage: Eukaryota; Viridiplantae; Streptophyta; Magnoliopsida; Solanales; Solanaceae
Exons: 5
Coding region: 208-837 (209 amino acids)
Source: RefSeq, a predicted model, not a curated record
CUUUUUGAGAAAAAAAGUGAUCUUUCUUGGUAUUUUUUUGUUUUGUGUCGGUGAAAAAAAUAUACAUAUAUAUAUAUAUAUAUAUAUAUAUAUAUAUAUUUGAUAAUCGUAGAGUUCGAACCUUGUCUUUAUUAGAAUUUGAACCUGUUGUGACUCAUUUCAUUGACCGCUAGGCGACACCUGGGUGAAAAAGUUUAUAUAUAUAAUAUGGUUGUGAAGAUGAUGAAGUGGAUGUCAUGCUCACCCUUAUUAUCAUCAAAUAAAUACGAGGCUAAGAUUACUAUUAAUUGCCUUAAAGGUUUCAACUUUUUGUUAAAUGAGAAAAUGGGGGUCCAAGAUUUUGAUAGAUUCAGAGUUGAAAUUAAGUGGAAGGGAUCAUCAAAGGGUAUUUCAUUGAAUUUGGGGUCAUUUAAUAGGAGAAGUGUAAAGAAGAAUUUUACUAAAGAAGAGUGGUUGAAGGAAGAUGAAGGGCUUGUUGAAUGGAAUGAGGAGUUUCUGAGUGUUUGUAACUUUUCAGGUUGGAAAGAUGGUGUUUUUCAGCCUUGGGAAGUUGUCUUUACUGUGAUCAAUGGUAGAAGCAAAGGACCAAAUCAGAAGGUACCCGUACUUUCUUCUGCGACAUUGAAUCUUGCAGACUUUGCUUCAGUAGCUGGAGAUAAACAAGAGGGCAUUGAAAUUUUCAUUCCUUUGGAAGUCUCUGUUGGCAGCUUCAAGAGUUGCCUUUCACUCUGUCUAGUGCUCAACCUUGUGGAAUUGAGGAACACUCAAGAAGCUUUAGAAACAUUUCCGAAGUUUAUCAUGUUUGAGCAUCUCCGAACCCUGGAAAGGCUUUUUUGACAGACUGAAAUGGGGGUGGUUCUUUAAAAGCAGGUCUGCUAAAGGUUAAAUUUUGGAAAGCAUUAUCUUUUAGGCGACACAAGAAGGCAUAUCAUGCAGAGGAAGGCAGCAGCACUGAUGGAACGAACUCAGUCAGAAGUGAGGAUCCCGAUUAUGUUUAUCCUGUGGAUACAGAUUCACUUGAUAAGGAUUCGGUAGGAGAAUCUGAGAAAGGAAAAGAGGAUACAAGUGUUCAGAAGUCAUUCAGUUAUGAAGCACUCGUCUAUGCAAACUAUGCUGGUGGAUCAUUUUGUUCAAAUACAAACGGCAGUAGCAGUGAUGAGGAUUUAGUCCACUACAACCAUCAUAUUUCAGACACAAAGCACAAGUACCCUGAGGAUAAAACUGCAGCAAAUCAAUCUGCAGAGUAGAGUUCAAAACGUAGUCUUCUUUCUUGGAGGAAGAGGAAGUUGAGUUUCAAAUAUUCUAAAACCAAGGGGGAUCCAUUGUUGAAGAAAUAUUAUGGAGAGGAUGGUGCAGACGAUAUAGACUUUGAUCGCCGAUAGCUUUGCUCAUCUGACGAGUCUUCUUCUAGGGGGCACAAAUCCGAGGAAACUUCUCCGAUUUCAGUCUCUAAGUUUGGAGAUGAAAGUUUCGCUAUGGCUAGUUGGGAGCAGAAAGAAAUAAUAAGCCAUGAUGGACAAAUGAAGCUACAGACUCAGAUCUUCUUUGCUUCGAUUGAUCAACGAAGUGAACAAGCUGUUGGUGAAAGGUCUGAGUACACUACUCUCCCUACCCUUCCCAGACCCCCACUUGUGAGAUUUCAUUAGGUGUGUAGCUGUGGAUUUUGGCUGUUGAGUGAAAUUGAAAAAGAAUUUUUAAAAAAUUAUCUUUGGGUUUUCGUAUGAAAUAAGAACUCUGAAUCCAAUUCUAGGGAAUUUGAUUACUUCCUAAUAUUAGUGGAACUAUGCAUUCAUUUCUCCUUGCGAAGGUUGAUAUACAGUCAAACCUCUCUAUAACUGCAUCGCUUGUUCGGAUUUUUUUGACUGCUAUAGUGGAAUGUUGUUAUACAGAACAUAUAAUAUAACACAACAUAAAAAAUAGAUUCCACAGAAAACUUGCCCGUUAUAGUGAAAUGUUGUUGUUGAAGGUCUCUGAUAUAGUGAGGUCUGACUGUUAUUGAGAACUGUACGUUAUCUGAAUAUCUAGUGCUUGUACCUUUGUUGUCUUGAAAUAGGGUGCUAUUUGUAUUGUUUUAUGAAUCCUGGUCUUGGGAUGAUAAAUUUCUUGAAUUUCCACAAAUUAGGAUACUUAUUUUUUAUUUUAUUGGUUAGGUUGAUGCUUAGUUUUGAUAAUUUGAUCAUGGUGAUUCAGUAUAUUGCAGCAUCAUUUGUAUGAGCCUCUCCAGAGGACAUGUUAAACAAGAGAAGCUUAGUAAAAUUCAUCAUCAAUAUAUUACUACUAGAGUACUAGUAGCUUAGUGAGUUUAACAGUGGCAAAGCCAAGAAUUUCGCCUAAAGUGUCCAAUAUAUAUACACAGUAUAAUUUUCCGACAUGCUACUGGCGUAAAGUGAGUUUUAACUUUGUUAUAUUGAUGUCUAAGAAACUGUUACUGACAUGCACUGGGAGUUAGAAGCUUUUUAAGCCUUCUGGAAUGUAAUGAUUGCAUUUCAAUGGAUCCACUUUCUGAGCUUGUGGGGUUCAUUUAUUUUGAUGUUAUAUGGGGGAUGAUGAGACCUACUGUAUUCAUUCGUAUUUUUCUCUUACACAUAUACAGUUGUGCUUUCGGGAUAAGGAAAAAAGAAGCAUUAUUGGCAUAGUCUAUUAUUAAAUAUAAAUGGUAGCAAAUGAUUAGGCACCUUGAGGAUUAUUCCUUCCCAAAUUUGUUUUGGUGUGCAUCCAACAAUUGGUUUUUAAGGGAAGAAACAAUAGGAGGAGUUGUUAAUGAUAAAUGGUUUGAACUUUUUAAUGACUACUUCUUUCAUAGGCUCAACGUAUUGCCGCGACCUCCACAUGCACCGGUUAGUCGGUGUGAGACCAUGGUGACCAAGGUGUUAAAAGGAGACGAGAUAGACCUAGAGAAGUUGUCUCAAACGACCUAUAAUUUCUUGGAAUCAAUGCAGACUUGGUUAAAGAUAGGACACAAUGUAGUAUCAAGACUCAUAUAGGCCAUAUCAAGACUCAUAGUUACAGGUGAUUGUGUACAGCAACAGGUAUACGGAAAUUUAUUUAUACAAUGUCUCCACAAGGGAGAAAAAAACUUUGCCACACUAGGAUUAUGGAAAUAAGAAGUAGGCAGUACACAUCGGAUCCAAAGUUGUUUUUGGGAUUUGACGGGAGUUACUACAAAUUGCUUCAUGUUUUUGAUCGUUAUGGAGCCAAAGAAUGUGAAAUUCUUACCCUAGGUGUAACCAACCCCCUCUUGGAGGAAAAUCGCCUGUGUUAUUAAUGAGAGUAAUAGUUCGUGUGAUUUUUACAUGGAAUGUAUUUUCGUCAAUGGGGUUGUUUAUUGGUACUCUUCCAAAUUUUGUAUUGUCUACUUCAACUUUAGUGAGGAGAAGUUUGCAUAUAUUUUAUCCCCAAGUACUCCACCAAAUUCAUAUUUUUUCAAAGGGUUGAGUAGCAUGCAAACUGCAUUGUGUGGAAAACUGGUUAUCUCUUGCUAUCAUAUCGAUGGUGAUGGCACAUUAUUUCAUGUGGUAUACGAUGGCGAUGCUAAUGAAGUUUUCACCAAGGUUUCUCCUAGCGAGGAUCAUGAGUUUGAAGUCGUGGCUAGAUUGCUUGGAGCAGAAAGAAUUGAUGACAAAACAAAGGAUGCAGCAAAUGUUUUAGCAACAAGUGUAAACAGUGCCUCUGUUUCUCUGUUGUCCUCCUCAAAGCCUAGUAAAUUGGGAUUUUGUUGGCAACCAGAGUCCUCUUGUCGAGUUUAGAUAUGUUAGCAGUUUUGUCGAGAACAUUAUCCCGCUGUCAUCUUAACUAACCUGAAUGUAGAAUUUAUGUUUAAUUUUUGCUAUAUUUUUCUA